AUCCACGGGAUGCAUUAACUAACCAGUCGAUAACAUCAUUAACGUCGUAAUUGGGACUGUGUGUGUGUGUGUGUGUCGGGGGUCUGAGGGUGGAGGCUGUUCCCAGACGGAGCUCAGCAACGCGACGCUUCACAGGUGACAUUUGAGCGCAUUUCAUCUCCUUUGGACUCUAACGACGCGGCUGCGCUACAAAACCGACAUGUCAGGUGGCCUGUGGGUCUAUCACUGAUGUCAUCCUAUCAACUCCUGUUACCUCUUAUUGCUUGAUGUCACCAUGGAGCUGAUACAGGGCACGCAGGUUUCAUUGAUGGCUAAGGGGGCUCCUACACCUACCUGGAACAACAACUCCACUCUUUCUAACUCCAAUUUCCUGCUGCUCUCCACUCCUUCUGAACCGCUUCUUGACUUUACCCAGACUGGUUCUUUCCUCUCAAACAGCACUUGCCAGAACUGCACCACACGUGAACCUGGAUCACUUCCCGGUUUGACCGGAAUCUUCAUCCCUCUAAUCUAUGGGAUGGUGUGUGUUGUCGGCCUUGUUGGCAACACACUGGUCAUCCACGUUGUUGUCAACUACACCAAGAACGAGUCAGUCACCAACAUCUACAUCCUCAACUUGGCCAUUGCAGACGAGCUCUUCAUGCUGGGCCUGCCCUUCCUGGCGGUGCAGAACGCUCUGCUCUCAUGGCCUUUUGGCUCUCUAAUGUGCCGGGUGGUCAUGACGGUGGAUGCCAUCAACCAGUUUACCAGCAUCUUCUGCCUGACCGUGAUGUCAGUGGACCGCUACCUGGCUGUGGUGCACCCUAUCCGCUCCUUCUGGUGGCGGCGACCCCGUGUAGCCAAGGCCAUAAGUGCCACAGUUUGGGCAGGGUCCAUUGUGGUGGUGCUGCCAGUUGUGGUGUUUGCCGACGUGCUGAAGGAUGAUGGGAAUUGCAGCAUCGUGUGGCCUGAACCAUCGGAAGUGUGGAAGACAUCUUUCAUCGUGUAUACAUGCACUAUGGGCUUCUUCUGCCCAUUGCUGGUUAUCUGCUUGUGCUACCUGCUGAUCGUCAUCAAGGUGCGCAGUGUUGGAAAGCGGGCGCAGGCCACAUCCUCUCGUCGCAGGAAGUCGGAGCGUAAAAUCACCAGGAUGGUGGUCGUUGUGGUCGCAGUGUUUGUCUUCUGCUGGCUACCAUUCUAUGUUCUGAAUAUUGUCAACCUCCUGGUGGUCCUGCCUGGGGACUUCAGGGGACUCUACGUUUUUGUUGUCGUGCUGUCAUAUGCGAACAGCUGUGCCAACCCCAUACUGUACGGAUUUCUGUCUGACAACUUCAAGAGAGGCUUCAGGAAGGCGCUCUGCGGCGCUUCACGUAGGGUGAAGAACAACGACAGGGCCGGCACUGAGGUGCAGCGACCGACGGAGGAGUGGGGCGGCAUUGUGCUCCACGUGCAAAAAAGUGAAGGAGUCGCAAAUGUGCAGAAGAAAGAUUGUGGUGAAAAGGAUGAAGAGGAGGAAAUCAAUGGAACAGAAGGGGCCAUGCAGAUGAGUGAAAUAUGCAAAACAUCACAAAAUGGAAACCAGAAUGGAGCAACGGAGGGUUCAAGGACACAGGCGGUGCAGAGGGUUAAGCCUGAGCCGGAGCACUCUGGUCUGAGUGUCAAACAGGGAGACCUGGCUGGGAAAGGCCCAGGGCCUGAUUCUGCUGUGGCUGGGUCCUCUAUGGACAAUAAUAUGAGAAACAGCAGGUGCCAACCUGAAGAAUUCUCAGAUAAACACUCUGUGCUUGAAAUCAGCUAUCUGUAAGAGAUGUUGACAGGUUUUCAGUGCGUUCUCGUCCAUGCAAUUAAAAGUGUUUCUCACAGAUAUUUGAAAGGGCUGUAAAUAUUACAAAUGACUGCAGAUAACAGAUGGCAGGGCUCAGUCGAUGCAACUGUUUUUGCCAUGCUGUAACAAUGUAGAAACAAUCAAACUUUUACACAAUAGAAAAGCAGGUAUGUUGUUAUCCAUGUUGGAUUGUAACCAGUCAACACGUAGGAAGAACAAACUUAAAUAUCUAAAACAAAUGGAAAAAGACAAUGCCAGGGAAGCGAGCAACACAGAAACACUUGAAGAUUGACAGUUCAUUCCUUUUAUUUAGAUUUUUUUUUUAAUAUCUUUUCUUCUUGUCUUCAUUUCUGUAUCUCUGUUUCCCACCUUUGGCCAUGAGAGUGAGGCCAUUUUGCCAGCAGGUAUGGUGUGGUCCCUUUAGCCUGAGAAAAGCCCAGACUGUACACCAAUAAGGCCAUCAAAGAUUAAUAUAAUCAUGUAUAUUUGAAAGUUAACUUAGUGAUCCACUAAGCAUGAAUCCCUACAGCACAUGAGAAAAAUUACGUUAUUUUUGUCACCCUUGAACAUUCACGUUAAGUCAUUUUUAUCCAAGAUCGUUUCUUGGAUUCCCUGCUUCUUGUAGUUACACUGUAUGUUAGUAGACAAUGAUGGUUGAAAUAGUAGAGCUGUGUUUUGUAAUGUAUUGUGAACUCUAUAUUUUUUUUUAAAGGCCCACAGAUUAAAGCCAAAUCCUGAUUAAGUAGGUUGUAAAGACCACCACGAGCUCAGCAUUUACAUUAAGAUGUUGUAUUAUCUGCUUUGUUGUCAGAGCUUUGUUAAGUAAUGAAGUCAAGUGUACCGAGAGCUGGCUAAAUUAACGUUUACAGAUUAUAUAUGUAUGUACAGAAUGUGAAUAUUUGUGUC
Messenger RNA from Scatophagus argus, 2710 nucleotides. Its product is annotated as somatostatin receptor type 5-like. The transcript has 3 exons. Gene Ontology annotation, biological process: neuropeptide signaling pathway. Gene Ontology annotation, molecular function: somatostatin receptor activity; neuropeptide binding. NCBI's taxonomy places the organism in Eukaryota, Metazoa, Chordata, Actinopteri, Scatophagidae. The record is from RefSeq and is a predicted model, not a curated record. Gene Ontology annotation, cellular component: membrane; neuron projection. The coding region runs from base 275 to 1783 and encodes 502 amino acids.